This is a messenger RNA of Ornithorhynchus anatinus (platypus), 5211 nucleotides long. RefSeq names its product kelch like family member 21 (gene KLHL21). The record is from RefSeq and is a predicted model, not a curated record. Gene Ontology annotation, molecular function: protein binding. Gene Ontology annotation, biological process: protein ubiquitination. The coding region runs from base 225 to 2036 and encodes 603 amino acids. The transcript has 4 exons. Lineage: Eukaryota; Metazoa; Chordata; Mammalia; Monotremata; Ornithorhynchidae.
AGCCCACCGUCUCUCCGGCAGGCAGGCGGGUGAGUGAGGGGGUGGUGGGUUGAUCUCGUCCAGGAGGAGCAGGAGGCAGGACCGGCCCGGCCGAGGGAAACAGGACCGGCCCGGCCGAGGGAAACAGGACCGGCCCAGGCAGGACCGGCCCGGCCGAGGGAGGCAGGACCAGCCCAGGCAGGACCGGCCCGGCCCGGCCCGGCCGAGGGAGGGAGGGAGGGAGCAUGGAGCGUCCGGCGCCCCUGGCCGUGCUGCCCUUCUCGGACCCGGCCCACGCGCUGAGCCUGCUGCGGGGGCUGAGCCAGCUCCGCGCCGAGCGCAAGUUCCUGGACGUGACCCUGGAGGCGGCGGGCGGGCGCGACUUCCCGGCGCACCGGGCCGUGCUGGCGGCCGCCAGCCCCUACUUCCGCGCCAUGUUCGCCGGCCAGCUGCGGGAGAGCCGCGCCGAGCGGGUGCGGCUGCACGGCGUGCCGCCGGACAUGCUGCAGCUGCUGCUGGACUUCAGCUACACCGGCCGGGUGGCCGUCAGCGGCGACAACGCCGAGCCCCUGCUCCGCGCCGCCGACCUGCUGCAGUUCCCGGCCGUGAAGGAGGCGUGCGGCGCCUUCCUGCAGCAGCAGCUGGACCUGGCCAACUGCCUGGACAUGCAGGACUUCGCCGAGGCCUUCAGCUGCGCGGGGCUGGCGGGCGCGGCCCAGCGCUUCAUCCUGCGCCACGUGGGCGAGCUGGGCGGCGAGCAGCUGGAGCGGCUGCCCCUGGCCCGGCUGCUGCGCUACCUGCGCGACGACGGGCUGUGUGUGCCCAAGGAGGAGGCCGCCUACCAGCUGGCCCUGCGCUGGGUCCGCGCCGACCCUCCGCGCCGCGCCCCGCACUGGCCGCAGCUCCUGGAGGCCGUGCGCCUGCCCUUCGUCCGCCGCUUCUACCUGCUGGCCCACGUGGAGGCCGAGCCGCUGGUGGCCCGCUGCCCGCCCUGCCUGCGCCUCCUGCGCGAAGCCCGCGACUUCCAGGCCGCCCGCUACGACCGCCACGACCGCGGGCCCUGCCCCCGCAUGCGACCCCGCCCCUCCACCGGCCUGGCCGAGAUCCUGGUCCUGGUCGGCGGCUGCGACCGCGACUGCGACGAGCUGGUCACCGUCGACUGCUACAACCCCCAGACCGGCCAGUGGCGCUACCUGGCCGAGUUCCCCGACCACCUGGGGGGCGGCUACGGCAUCGCCGCCCUGGGCAACGACAUCUACGUCACCGGGGGAUCCGACGGAUCGAGACUCUACGACUGUGUCUGGAGGUACAACUCCAGUGUGAACGAGUGGACGGAGGUGUCCCCCAUGUUGAAGGCCCGGGAGUAUCACAGUUCCACGGUGCUGGACGGGUUGCUGUACGUGAUCGCGUCGGACAGCACGGAGCGCUACGACCACACCACCGACUCCUGGGAAGCACUGCAGCCCAUGCUCUAUCCCAUGGAUAACUGCUCCACCACCGCCUGCAGGGGGAAGCUCUUCGCCAUCGGCUCCCUGGCCGGCAAGGAGACCAUGGUCAUACAGUGCUACGACCCCGACACCGACCUGUGGUCCCUGGUCAACUGUGGGCAACUCCCGCCCUGGUCUUUCGCCCCCAAGACGGUGACCCUUAAUGGCCUCAUGUACUUUGUAAGGGAUGACUCUGCCGAAGUGGACGUUUAUAAUCCUGUGAAGAAUGAAUGGGAUAAGAUCCCCUCCAUGAAUCAGGUUCACGUAGGGGGCAGCCUGGCUGUGCUGGGUGGAAAGCUGUACGUGUCCGGCGGGUACGAUAACACUUUCGAGCUCUCUGACGUGGUGGAAGCUUUUGACCCCGAGACGCGGGCGUGGAGCGUGGUGGGGCGCCUCCCCGAGCCCACCUUCUGGCACGGCAGCGUCAGCAUCUUCCGUCAGUUCAUGCCCCAGACCCCCUCGAGCGGGCACGGCUUCACCCUGGACAAUGCCAACCGUGAAAUGAACUCCCUCAACUUGAACCGGCAUCGGCAGAACCUGCGCAACCAGAACCUGAAUGAGCUGCGUUAGCCCUGGCCUCCCCCCGCCCCCACCCCCCAACCGGCUCCCGCAGCUCAGGAGCUCGAUCGAAAACCAGCCGUUGUUUUGGGGUGUGGGGGGAAGGGGGCGGGUGGCCCUGGUGGCUCUAAAGCCCCCGGGUGACUCGAGGUAGAGGAGGCGGGAAGUCCCACCCAGGCUGACCGUGCUGUUCCGAGAGACAUUGGGUUGGCGGCAAGUUGGAAGCUUCUGGGCCAAGGACCCACUUGUGAUGCUGGGGAGAGUUCCACUGCUCCUUUACAGCAGGAGAAGAGAGGCACCUAAUUCCCCUUCGUUUCCAGAGAGGCAUCCCCCUCCCCCGUGUUCUUACCCCAACAGCGGCAGGUACCAUUGCGAUGGUCCUUUUGCUCUCCGUGUGCCAUAUUUGACCCGCCGUGCGGUGCGGACGUGACCCUUGGCCAGCAAGGACCCAGUUCUCCCCUGCGGCUCCGGUAAAUGACUCAGUGGCCAUUUGGCCCCCGGAGCCGGACGGGACCAGGUCUGUCCAUCUGUCUGGCCCUUCCGCUGUGGUCCUGCCGGGUUCCGCCAGAGAGAAACUCCUUCCCAUCAUCGUGGCCCUGCCCGUGGAAACAGCUCACCUCUUGGUAUCUUGUCACUUUUCUAUUCACCAUUGAGCUGCAAGUCAUUGUGCGGUGUUUUUCCCCCGUGGCCCUCGUGGAGAGGAAGGGUGGAGGAUGUUGAUGUCCCCUGACCAGGGGUCUCAACGCAACCCCUUUGCAGCCUCUUCAAGAAUUGAGGAGCUGAGCCCCAGGGGUCAGCAAAGAGCGGAGGAGUCGGGGACCUUGGAUGGCAGAAAGAGGGCCCUAAGGGUGAGCUGGACUGGGACUCUGAAAUCUUCUGUCAUCAGGUUCCUGUUCAGAUACGUCUCUGGGACAUCUGCUCUUCAAGUUGGGCAUCCCUGAUAGUCUCAUGGAGUGGUGCUGAGGCCGCCAGGCCGGUCCAUGGUGUAGGCAGGGCCUAGCACCUCACCCCUCAGCUGUCUCUUGUCCACACCUGCUGGGGGCUAUUCUCUGGUCUCAGACCAGUUGUCUGAGAAGCUACUCCUUGGUCUCUCAUUGACCUUGCCCCCACUCUGAGCCUAGGGAUGCAUUUGGCUUGGUGAGAGGGAUUCUGCUGUCCCACUGAUACGGGUCAGGGUGUCCCUGGGUGGGGUAGAGUAGGGGUGUUGGGUUGGCCUUGAGGAGAGCCCUGCUUGGCCUCUGAGAAGUGAACUGUUGGCAGGUGGGGGAUUGAGUGAGUGCGUGUGUAUGUACCUGCUUUGGGGGAGUCCAGCUUUGAGGAUAAAGCUAAUCACCUCCAGGCCGGGGCUCCUCCAUCCAGGGAACGGCCCUGGACUGGGGUCCUGCCUCUCCAAAACCCCCAAAGGAACCUUACUGAUGGGUUGGCUUGUUUUUUUCCGAAUAGAGUGGGUGUAGAGUAGUGAGUGGAAACCCAGUAGCUGAGAACAAAUGUAGUUAGGUGAAUUGCUGUUACUGCAUCUCCCGGGAGACGGGGCUUUGAGUCAGGGGGGAGGCGGCAGAGGGCAGUCCGCUUUUUGUGUCUGAGGUUUCCAACGAGAGAAUGGACGUGCCGUGGGCCAAAGGCACGGGGUCCUGCAUCGCCUCAGAUGAAGCUCACGGGGGGUGUCAACAGAUGGGAAGCACUGUGUUGGCAGCCGGGGUCAGAGCCCCGGGGUGUGAGUGUCCGACAUGUGAAUCGUGAAUUGUGCUGAGCUCUGUUUACACCUGGUUCUCGAUGGAGUCCAAAAGCCGUGUCUGCACUGCAGGCAGGCAGGCAAGAGGGCUGAUCUUCCUUUCCUGGGCUUUUUCUUUCUUUUUUAUCUGCCCCCCUCACCCCCCAUUUCCCCCAGUCAACAGGUAUUCUUCUCUCCUCCCUCUCCCAAGGAGCACUUUCUUGCGAGACUCACUGUGCGCAGUGUCCUAUUAACCCAGGCCCCUGGGCUAGCUAAUCCAUGGAGGAUAUAGUGUUCCGCUCACCAACUGGCUCAGCACCCUUUGGGGUGGCAUCUUUGCAGGCAUUCUCCCUCUUUUCCCCCUCCAGCCCGAGAGUGAUUCCUCGGAGAUGUGGGGCUGAAGGAGGCGCUGCUCCCCCGCUCCCCGUAGCUGAAGGACCUUCCACCGCUGCAGGUUGUGGAGCGGACUGGAAACUGGAAAUCCAGUUCUUUUCAAAGUCCCUCCCGAGGCCUAUUUUGAGGUCCUGGACCUAAAAUUGACCUCCCAGAGGUCAUUCCGCCCAUUCCCUCUGCCCCCAGGCCAGACUGGGUUGUGAUUGUUGCCGAACUAGGACUCCAGAACUCUUCUGCUUGUGUUCCUGGGUGGGAUCCCGUACCUCCAGCUGCCAGGAGUGGCCAACGACCCUUCCUCCCCGACCGGAGCCAGUUGCUGAAGGGGGGAAGACUUUUCCCGGGAAACCAGAACUGACCCGGGCUGCCAGGAUUCAGGAAACACAGGGGCAAGUCUUCACUCGCCCCAAGACACAGAAAAUGCUCUGUUCCCAAACCCUCACGUGCCAGCCAGGAAUCCAGUGUCUGCUGUCCAAGCAGGGUGGCUCAGACUUGAGUCCUUUUGUUGUCUGGCCUUGCCAGGGUGUGUCUGCCAGCUGCUCUCAUACAAUGAGCUGGCAAGGGCUCCUUGCCUGAGGCGGCAGGUCAUUCAAGCCAGGCCGACUUCAUGCCACGGGCAUGUCUGGUGGGUUCUGGGGCCAAAUUUCCUCCCCCCCACCUCCCACCUCUCCCAGUUUGUAAACUCCCCCAUACGCUGACUGACACACAUGUCUUUUCUCAACAUCAUCCGCUAUUUAAAGUCAAACACUUCUGCCCAGCCUUGGUCUUUGCCCCGAUGUUGAGCUGCUGCUGUGUACAUGGUGUGUGUUUUUAUAUUUAACGUGACUUGCCUUGUAGAAUGGCAAUGAAAUUUCAGUGACUUGUAUUUAAUGCCGAUUGAUGAUAAAAAAAAAAAAAACAACCCUCUAUAUUUAUAGCUCUAAAGGCCUCUCACUACAGGGCUCAUUACCGUUUCCCUUGUAAAGUUCUAGAACCAGAGCAGAGUGGAGGUUUGUGUAUUUAUUUUGUUCUACUUUGUAGUGCUCCAGGUAUGUUUUAAAACAUUUAAAAUAUUGAACACUUUUGAAAGUAAAAACAUUUACUAUA